Paramormyrops kingsleyae is the source of this 3597-nucleotide messenger RNA. It is a transcript of the gene vps35l, whose product is annotated as VPS35 endosomal protein sorting factor like. Lineage: Eukaryota; Metazoa; Chordata; Actinopteri; Osteoglossiformes; Mormyridae. Gene Ontology annotation, biological process: endocytic recycling. Gene Ontology annotation, cellular component: endosome. The record is from RefSeq and is a predicted model, not a curated record.
UCCCAUGAGCGGUGAGGCUGCGGCCGGAAAUGGAGGCGUUACCCGCGGGGAGCGGCGGUCAUAUGACGGGAGAAGAUGGCUGCUGUUCACUGGCACAGCCGCGUCCGGCGGUACGAAGCCGAGCUGCAGGGCUGCCGACUGGAGGCCGUGGAGGCCGGGGACUGCCACCCCUUCAAGCCCAUCACGGUGACCGACUCAAAGACACGGAAGGGGGGCCGCAAAGGAAGUACCUCCUCGUCCUCGUCGUCCUCCAGCUCGACAGCUGCCGACCCCCUCAGCUCCAUGCUGGACGGCACCGAUCCCCUGUCCAUGUUUGCGGCCGCUUCUGCGAGUGAGACACCGGCGCUCUCACACAGCACCUCGGCCGGGGAAUUGGGGCGACGGCGGAGAGAAAAGGAGGAGGAGGUGGGGCCGGAUUUCGAGCCUUGGUCGGCCAAGCGUGGGGAGAUCCUGGGCAGGUUCACCACCACGGAGAAGCUAUCAAUCAACCUCUUCAUGGGCUCAGACAAAGGCAAGGCUUCCAGCCCUGGGUCCACGGUGUCGGAGAAGGUGCGCAACCGGCUGGAGGAGCUGGACGACAUGGAGGAGGGCUCCCAGCGCGAGAUGCUGAACCUGUCCCAGCAGGACUACGUGAACCGCAUCGAGGAGCUGAACCAGUCCUUGAAGGAAGCAUGGUCCUCUGACCAGAAGGUCAAAGCCCUCAAGAUCGUCAUUCAGUGCUCCAAGCUGCUGUCGGAUACCUCUGUUAUUCAGUUCUACCCCAGCAAGUUUGUCCUCAUCACAGACAUACUUGACACAUUCGGACGCUUGGUUUAUGAGCGGAUUUUGUCCAUGUGCUCCGAUGCCAGCACGCCCCCAGACACCUUCUCCCCUGAUUGCGUGAAUGACACAGCGAAGGAGACCUGCCUGAACUGGUUCUUCAAGAUCGCCUCCAUCCGCGAGCUCGUCCCCCGGCUAUAUGUGGAAGCAGCCAUUUUGAACUGUAACUGCUUCCUGUCGAAGUCGGGGGUUCAGGAGACUCUGCCCCGCCUCACAGCGAUGAUUCGGGGAAUCGGGGACCCACUGGUGGCCGUUUACGCCCGGGCCUACCUCUGCAGGGUCGGCAUGGCGGUGGCCCCUCACCUGAAGGAGAGCCUCAACAAGAAUUUCUUCGACCUGCUGGCCUCCUUCCGUCAGACCCACAGUGACAGCGUCCAGAACCAGCUGGUUCUGCAGCGGGUGGAGGUUCCGGUUUACCUGACGCUCUACUCCCCAGCUAUUCACUGGAUCCUGCAGUGUGUGUCCUACCGGGCCCCGGAGGCAUUACUAACCGAGAUGAUGGACAGGUGCAGGAAGCUGGGAAAUAAUGCCCUGCUGCUGAACUCGGUGAUGUGGGCGUUCCGCGCGGAGUUCGUGGCGGCUCGCGCCACCGACUUCAUCGCCAUGAUCAAGGACUGCGACGAGGCAGGAUUCCCCAAGCACUUGCUGUUCGGCUCCCUGGGCCGGAGCCUGGCGUGCGCCGACCCCCCCGAGAACGAGAGGCUGUCCAUCCUGAACGAGGCCUGGAAGGUGAUCACCAAAGUGCGCAGCCCACAGGACUACAUCAGCUGUGCCGAGAUCUGGGUGGAGUUCACUUGUCGCCACUUCACAAAGCGGGAGGUCAACACUGUACUGUCUGACAUCAUCAAACACAUGACCCCCGACCGAGCCUUUGAGGACACCUACCCUCAGUUACAGUCUGUGAUAAACAAGAUCCUCCCCCACUUCCAUGACUUUUCUGUGCUCUUCUCUAUGGAGAGGUUCCUGCCCUUUCUGGACAUGUUCCAGAAGGACAGCGUCAGGGUGGAGGUGUGUCGCUCCAUCAUGGAGGUCUUCAUAAAGCACCAGCAGGAACCCACGCGAGACCCCGUCAUCCUCAACGCGUUGCUGCAUGUCUGCAAGACCAUGCACGACUCCGUGAAUGCUCUGACCCUAGAUGACGAGAAGAGGUCCAUCUCACAGCUAAUAAACGGCUUCAUUCGCAUGGUGUCAUUUGGACGUGACUUUGAACAGCAGCUGAGCUUCUGUGUGGAGGCGCGAGCCACAUUCUGUAACCUGGAGCCCGUCCUGAUCCAGCUCGUCCACACGGUGAACCAGCUGGCCAUGGAGACGAGGCGAGUGAUGAAAGGCAGCCAUUCCCGGAAAACUGGAGCCUUCGUUAGGGCAUGUGCUGCCUACAGCUUCAUCACCAUCCCUUCCCUCACCAGCAUCUUCAGCCGCCUCAACCUCUACCUACUGUCCGGCCAGGUGGCGCUGGCCAACCAGUGUCUUUCCCAAGCCGAUGCCUUUUUCAAGGCGGCAGUGAGUCUGCUGCCGGAGGUGCCGCGCGUCAUCGGCGUCGAGGGAAAACUGCGCUCCUCCGAGCCCUUCCUGCUCGACUUCAUAAACAACUUCCUGUCCACGCUAUUGGUGGUGCCGGACCACCCAGAGCAGGCUGUGCUCUACCUGGUGCGUGGCCUCCUCAACAUGGUGCAGGACUACACCUGGGAGGAGGGCAGCGACGCCAAGGUGCGCGUCUACAUCAGCGCCCUGCCGCUCUUGGCGGCCAUGAGCCAGGAGACCUAUCUAUACUCCAUCCCCAAAGUGGACUCCAAUGAAACGCUCUAUGGCAGCGACCCCAAAUUUGUGGCAGAAAUCAACAAGUUGUGUGAGACGCUGAUUGGACAGGUGCUUGACCACCUGAAGAGCCUGGGCAGAGAGGAGGCGGCUGGGGUGCGCAAGCAGAGCAGCCUGGCCUUCUCCCUGUUUGGCUGCCUGCUGGCCCACGGGAACCUACAAAACAAUAAGCUCAACCAGCUGGCCAUCAACCUGUGGAACCUGAGCCACAAACACGGCUACUGCGAAACGCGGACCUCGGUGCGCACUCUGGAGCACAUUAAACAGCUGGGCCAACAGCCAGGCAUGGCCCACAUCUCUGAUAUGGCUCUCCGGCUCUCCCUGCAGUCCAGGGCAUGAACUGCACUGAACUUUGCAGCUUCCUCCGUCUCCACCUAGUCGGCGGCCCCUGUCCUAAAAUAUUGCUCAUCUGGUCCCUUCCUUACCUGAAGCAGGAUACACACUGCUUGCUCACCUGAGGCGUGAAAAGCCUAAUGGACCAAGCCUACAAACGCAGCACACACAGCCAACCAAUGAGAGGUGACAAGCGCCCAGCCAAUGAGCUCACUGCUCAGAGCCUCGGUGAGCACCAGCAGCAGAAAUGCAUCGAAGGGCUGGUGCUAUCUUAACCAAUCACUGGCAUUUCAGACUAACUUCAGUUCACAAAGCUGCUUCUGUCUGUGUGUUUUGCAUCAGCCAGCCCUAAACAUUCCCUGUUGGCUUUAGCCUGCAGUGUACAAAAAACAGACAUAUUGCACUGAGCAGCAGGCUUGCUGGCAGAUAGGAUUUCUUGUAUCACUCUACGCUAAACACAUUACAAAUUCUCUUAAGCCAGCUCUUUGUCACCUGCAGCUUUUCGGAAGAAAAUGAAGAUCACCAUGCUUUGAUUGGAAAUUAGUAAUUGAAUAGGUUGUUCACUGUCAUUUGUCUGUACUUUGACAUCAGCUACAUUUUUCUUGUAUAAAAAGCGAGCAUUGAUACAAA